Molecule: messenger RNA, 477 nt
Organism: Cylicostephanus goldi
Lineage: Eukaryota; Metazoa; Nematoda; Chromadorea; Rhabditida; Strongylidae
Source: the annotation of a GenBank genome assembly
AUGUGUUCCUACCUUGCAGCUGCUCCCUACUGGGAUUUUGAUCCUCCCAAAGAUAUCGAACAACCGGAAGAAAGCACUACCGAACUCGAAUGUCUUGCAUCUGGACGACCUGCACCCAUAGUGCGAUGGAGUAUGAAUGGGAAACCACUGCAUGAGUUGGGUGAAGAUCCUCGGCGGCUUUUGCUCGAUAACGGAAGGGUUUUGAGACUUUCAUCGCUAAACCACGAUCUCGACACAGGAGUCUACCAAUGCAAUGCGUCCAACCCUCUAGGAUACGUCUAUGCCAAUGCUUUCGUCAAUGUCAAAGCUCACGCUCCUCGAUUCCUUAUGCCAUCUCACCGUACUUGGAAGGUCGUGCUAAGAAGCACCGUAUCACUAAAUUGCGAUGUAGAAGCUGCUCCGGACCCUGUUGUCAGAUGGGUCGAUCGUGACGAUACCCCACUGAGAGUGAUCGAAGGAAAAACACAGGUGGGCUAA